Molecule: messenger RNA, 2234 nt
Organism: Phragmites australis (common reed)
Lineage: Eukaryota; Viridiplantae; Streptophyta; Magnoliopsida; Poales; Poaceae
Product: rho GTPase-activating protein 4-like
Exons: 5
Biological process (GO): signal transduction
Molecular function (GO): GTPase activator activity
Source: RefSeq, a predicted model, not a curated record
GAGGCGAAUGAUGGCGUCAUCAGCACCAGGCCCCAGCGCAAGCCCUCCCUUCAAUCCAACUCCACCUCCACAUAAAUCUUAUCCAUUCUUCACCAAACAGCGGAAGAGAUUUCAUCUUCUUUUCCUGUUAAAAAUUGAGUCUUUUUCUGGCAAAGGAUCUAACGUUUGAGUACGAAAAUCCCCCCUUUUGCUGUCCAUUUGUCGACGCUCCAAUUUCAUUGGUCGCGAUUCCAUCGUGGAUUUGGACCACGCGCAGCACCACAACAAAUCCUCCCCUCCAAUCCUGCCCAACAAUCCCGAUUUCCAAUCGAAAGCAAACAUCAAGAAAUCCUAAAUAGAACGCACCAAGAACUCCACUACUAGAAUCACCUAUCAUUUCUUGGUGCAUUGGCCCUACGCCGCUCCACCAUCUGAGAAAUCCCAAGAAACGCCUCCCAAAUCGGUCCUACGCCGCACCAGAUCGCAGCUCAUAAUUCCAGAGAGAAUUAGAGCGAGCGCGAAAAGGAGGAAGCAAUGACGGAGGUGGCGCUCCUCCGGGGCCCGACCAACCUUGCUUCCCCCGCAAGCCGCGCCUCCUCCUCCCUGCGCUAUUUAGCCAAUGCCGACAGCGACCUGCUCCCAGGAAGCGGCAGCAGGGAGCAGCCUACGGGAUCUACAGGGAGCCUUGGAUUCCAAGAUCGGCGUGGGCAAGAGCCUGAAGGGUCAGAGGAGGAGGAGGAAGCGGAGCGGUGGUCGUUCUUGGCGCUGCUGUUUGAGCUGCUGCGGAAGUCGCUGCUCGGGUGCAGGAUAGUGAGCGGCGACGGCGGUGGUGAAGGCGGCGGCGGCGGCUGUGGGAUGGAGAUUGGGUUGCCGACGGACGUGCAGCACGUGGCGCACGUCACGUUCGAUAGGUUCCAUGGAUUCCUGGGGCUCCCCGUCGAGUUCGAGCCCGAGGUGCCCCGCCGAGCUCCCAGUGCGAGCACAAGUGUAUUUGGAGUUUCAACAGAAUCAAUGCAGUGUUCCUAUGAUUCCAGAGGAAACAGUGUUCCCACGAUUCUCUUGAUGAUGCAAAGGCGUCUUUAUGAACAGGGCGGUUUUCAGGCGGAAGGUAUUUUUCGUAUAAAUGCAGAGAACAGCCAGGAAGAGUUUGUGAGAGACCAGUUAAAUAGUGGAAUAGUUCUGGACGGCAUUGAUGUCCACUGUUUGGCAGGUCUAAUCAAAGCAUGGUUUAGGGAACUGCCGAGCGGGGUGCUGGACUCAAUCCCACCUGAGCAGGUGAUGCAAUGCCAAUCUGAAGAGGAUUGUGCUCGGGUUGCUAAAUGCCUUCCACCAGCUGAAGCAGCCUUACUUGCCUGGGCUGUUAAUCUGAUGGCUGAUGUUGUCCAAGAAGAACAGAUAAACAAAAUGAAUGCUCGCAAUAUUGCUAUGGUUUUUGCACCAAAUAUGAUCAGAUGCUAACUUAGCACGCGUACCAUGUAGGUGGCAGAUCCUUUGACUGCACUGAUGUAUGCAGUGCAAGUGAUGAAUUUUCUCAAGAUGCUAAUACAAAAGACCCUCAUGGAUAGAGAAGAGUCGAUUCUGGAGGAUGCAUCGCUGCGCCAGAAGGACCCAUCUGAUGAAAAUGGGCAUCAGAAAUCCAGCGUGAUACUUGACUCUCACCUGCGGAAUGACGAAGGAUCCAGGCGUUCCUCUUUUGCCAACGAGGAGCCCCUUCUGAACAGUCCUGCACACAGUACUGAAGACAAACCUGAAGAAACUAAUGCUUUCAGUGGCCAGACAAGUGAAAUCCUGACGAGCGCGGAGGGCUCCACUGGUUGCUCACAACUUGCUGAUCUGGCUGUUAUUCCUGAUGCUUCCAGUGCAACAGCUGUGAUUUCUCUUCAACGCAAAGGAAGCGGAAGCCCGAAUCAUAGGCGGACCAGAAAGGGCAAGGGUCAGUCUGGAGCACGUGCAAUUCCUCCAGCUGAGAAAUCAAGAGGUGUGAGCAUUGUGAGCCGGAUAAAUUCCAAAGUUGAACGGAUCGAAGCAUGGAGAUGAAUUCAAAUGCCACUGCUGCUGCUGUUGUGUCAUAGAUGACUGACCCAAUGUUUCUUGAAAAUAGGCCCCCAAACUUCGUGCUCGCUCGUUUUGCUUUUCGAUGUGCUUAUAAUUUUUUUCUCGAUCAUGAUCACGGUACUCGACCUUUUCACUUUCACUGACUUCUGCAUCUUGCUUAUGAUUACUUGUUUGAGUGAAUCAAACAGAGGUUAUUGGCU